AUGGCUGAGGGAUCCGUGGCAAAUCUCAGAAGUCGGGUACUACGCAGUAACACUGCUUCACAAGAUAUCGAAAAGGAUAGAACCAAGUCAAAGAAACGAGCAAAACCAAUUGAAGAAGCACCCUUUGAAAAGGUUGUUGAUGAUAAGGUGUGUGCGAGUGUUCAGGACGUUGUGAAUUCAAAAGCGCCUUCGGAAGCGCCGCGCGGAAACCUCUUGAAGCUGCUGGAUCAGCAUAUCAUCAAGAAGAAAGCAAGAACGUCGAAGAAAUCUAGCCAGAAAAAGACGGUCAAGCAAUCCCGCAGACCCAUCAGGGAGAGGCCUCCAAUCUCACCUUCCAAAAUCGAUCAUACCUUUGCUCCAAGGCCACAAGACGUGGAUUAUGAUCAAUACACUGAUCAGCAGCUACGGGAACUGGUUGGUGAUGUUGGGCUAGAUGCUGACGGGUUACCCAGAACGGAACUUGUCAAGACUUGUAAAACCUACCAAGACUUGAUUGUUCUACCCCCCGUUUUACCCUCCUUCACAUUUAGAAAAUCGCGGCACGCACCUUUGGAAGGCCGAUCGACUCCUGAUGAGACCACCGACUCAGGUAAAGGAAACGUGCCUAUAGCUGUGCUGGCAGUAAAUCCAUAG
Messenger RNA from Melampsora larici-populina 98AG31, 633 nucleotides. RefSeq lists its product as uncharacterized. Bases 1 to 633 code for a protein of 210 amino acids. The record is from RefSeq and is a predicted model, not a curated record. The transcript is spliced from 5 exons. NCBI's taxonomy places the organism in Eukaryota, Fungi, Basidiomycota, Pucciniomycetes, Pucciniales, Melampsoraceae.